Cricetulus griseus (Chinese hamster) is the source of this 8155-nucleotide messenger RNA. Lineage: Eukaryota; Metazoa; Chordata; Mammalia; Rodentia; Cricetidae. The record is from RefSeq and is a predicted model, not a curated record.
UCUUUAAUUUAUGGUUAAUCACACUGGACCAAAAACAAAAGCCAGGAGACUUGUCAACAGAUUUCUUAGAAAGUCAUAUCCCUGGUAACUUUUGCCUGUUCUUAUUUGACCUAUUAUGCACUUUUAAAUACCCUACAUUUCUGUGCCUUACUGACCAUAUUUUCACUCUCCUUUGCAGCCGCCUCCCUUCUGUAGCUCCCUCCCUUUCUCAUAACCAUUACUAAGCUCCCUAGCCUUUGUCAUGGCUCCUUUCCCUUGUUUUUACCCUCAGCCUAGGUAAACUCCCAUUCCUUGGCUUUAAAUGCUGUUUAUAUGCCCUGACUUCUCUAAGUACUGUAUAAUUAUGACCUCUUAUUUGAACUCUAGCCUUGUUUGGCUGACUCCACAUGGGUGGCUGAUGCAUACUUCCAAUAUAAUAUGACCCUAAGAAGACUUGAAAAAAAAAAAAAGAUUCCCAAGUAUGUCUUACUUUAAAAAUGUCACCAUCCACCAUGCACUUGCUGAAUUGAGAAAACCAAGGGUUACUUUGGUUCCUUUUUUUCCUUCUUAAACCCUUGCAAAGUGUUGAUCCUCAAAUGUUUUGUUGACUCCUCCUUGAAACACAUUUAAAUAGAAUUUUCAUCAUUCUUAUUAAUACCUCACUAGUCCAAGCAACCAGUUUGGCUUGCAUUGAUUCAGUAACUGCCUCUCUGGUUCCUCUGCCUUCCAGGUCAUAUCUGAGGGGCAACUAGAGUGAGAUAGUGCGCUCUCUCUCUCUCUCUCUCUCUCUCUCUUUCUCUCUCUCUCAAAUCAAGUUAUUUCCGUCACCUAAAAUUCUAAUGAUUCUCCCUCAGUUUUAAGUAGAAAAUUCAAUGGUCUGUCUAUAUCUACUACUCUGGUCUUACUGUUCUUUCUGUAGUCAUUAUGUUCUGGACAUAGUUGCUAUUUUUUUUUUUCCCACAAUCACAUCAAAGUUACUCUUACCCAAAGCUUUAUGUUAUCAUUUUUGAGUGGGUGGCAUAUAUCUCAAAUUCAUAUUAGCUUGUUAUUGUUUGAGAUCUUAGAGAAGAUAUCACCAAGAGAGAAACCUUGAGAGGCCCACCCUCAUCCACACAUUCAAAUUCACCCUGGUGCCAAUAUAAACAUGCUCUAUGCCUUAGCUUUCCUAAACACUUACAAAGCCUUCGUUAGAGUAUCAUGCCUGUCCUUCUCUUAGUUUUAUAUUGCUGUGUUAAGACAUCAUGACCAAGGCAACUUAGAAAGAGUUUAAUUUGGGGCUUACAGUUUCCACAGAAUGCUGGUGACGUGGCUCUUCCCAGGACCUCUGUAGCAGGGGAGGGGAGAGGAGGACUCAAGGCCCAUAAGUACUAAGACCCCAGCUGAGCCUCAGCAAUCUGCACAGAGGGGUUAACUCACCCAGCCCACGUUCUGCGACGUUCUGCGGCACACAGCAGAUUCUGUGGCCAUCAAGCUGGGGUGCAUGGCAGCAGGCAGCAGGCAGCAGGCAGCAGGCAGCAGAGCAGUAGCUGAAAGCUCACCUCUCUAUCCACAAGCACAAGACAGAAGGAUUGAGACACUGGGGAUAGUGUGGGCUUUUGAAACCUCAAAGCUUGCCCAAGUGACACACUUCCUCCAACAAGGCCACAUCUCCUAAUCCUUCCCAAACAAUGCACCAACUGGAGACCAACUAUUCAAAUAUAUCCAAAUUAUACUUAUGUUAUAGCCACCUUUCACAGGAAUGAAGCUUUUAUUUUUUUAAAGUUCUUAAUUUUUAAAGUAAAUUCAUCUUCCCUCCCCUCCCUUCUCUCUAGCAUAUUCCUCUAAAUGCAAACUUUGUGAGGGCAGAAUUUUUAUUCGUCAACACUCACUGCAUCUUUUUAGUAUUUAGCAUAGUAUCAGACAUGUUUACCAAUGAAAGUUUAAAUGAACUGUUGAUUUUGAGAUUGAAUACAUGUUAGAUGGAGACGAAGACUCUAGCUUCUUUCUGCCCAUGCAGACAAUUAUUUUAUGACUCAGGGACUAUUGUUUUCUGCCUUAUGAAAGAAACUGAUUUAUUUCCAUAAUUAUGCAUUUUGAUUUGAUUUUGAAAACUAAUAGUUUUAAAUGAAAAAGGUGUGUGGUGUGGCUGGUUAUUAUAUUCUGAAUGAAAACAGAUUGCUUGAGUCAGAGUUUCUUACUGUCUUUCUAAAGUUGACUUCCAAAGCACAGGCUAAGCAUUUCAGUUCUAUGAAAUAAUUGUGAUUAUAUUGAACUAAAGGAUAUUAUCUUGAAAUAAAUUUACAGACUUCUUUACUAUUGUGUGCUUUUUAAAUUAUCAUUUUAUUUUUAAAAUUUUGCCUUAAUCCAGUUAUCUAUUUUGUGUGUUAAUGAAGUAUAUUCAACUCAGAAUAAAUUAAUUAAAACCUGCAUAAUGGUUGGAGCCAUCAAUCAUAGUUAAGUGAUUUAAAACUCAGUGAUUUGUAGUAAUAUGCACAUUUAAUUUCUGCAAACUGCCAAACCUAUACUUUUUGACCAUAUGUCUCAAAGGCUCCAAAACUAAGAUUUCAGAUAUUUUUUGGCUGGGUUUGGUGACACAUGCUUUUAAUCUUAGAACUUAGAAGGCAGAAGAAGGCAUAUCUCUGCAAAUUUAAGGCCAGCUUGGUCUACUUACAGAAUUCCGGGCCAGCCAAAGCUACAUAGUGAGACAAUAUCUCAAAAAACCAAAACCAAAAGGUUGUUGUAUUUGGUACUUAAUUUCUGGAAAAUUCCUUUCAUCAAUUUUUUUCUCAUGCAUAUUUUGCUGUCAUAUCUUAAAAGAUCUUCACGUAAUAAAACGUUGCAAAAUUUUUCUUCCUUUUCUCCCUCCUAGAUGUUAUAAGAGUUUUAGCUUUUCCAUGUAGGCCCAUGACUCAUUUAGAUGGAUUUUACCAUUUUCAUACAUAUAUGAGAUAUGUGUUGAGAUUUUUUUUUCUAUACUGAAUUGCUCCCCUCCCCAAAUAUUGUACAAGUUCAGUGGCAUAUUUCUGGUCUCUUCUCUUUGCAUUUUUCCUGUAUCUCAUUCUUGGCCAGUACAGCAUUAUCCUUAUCCUAGUGUCGGUAGGUAAUGUGAAUCCUUCAAAUUUGUUCUUUUUCAGAAUUAUUUUGGCUAUUUUAGUUCUUCUGCUGAUAACUCACUUUAGUCAGCUUGUCAGUGUCCAUAGAAAUCCUUCAAGAAUGUGGUUGUAAUUGCUCACAAGUCAGUUUGAGGACAGAAAGAUCAUACUCUUAAGCAGUCUCUUCUGUGAGUGCAGUGUAUCAUUGCAUUUAUGUAGGCCAUCUGGAUAUUCUUUGUGUUUUAUAAUUUUUAGUGUAUGGAACAUGCAUAUUUUGUGAAGUUUGUUUUGUUGUUACUGGAAGUGGAGCCCAGGGACCUGUGAUAUCAAUCUUUACCCUGGCACUCACUAUGCUAAUAUUGAUAUGUACUUUUGGAGGCAUUAUUAGAGUUGUUCUUUUAGGAGUUGUAUUAGGGUUCUCUAGAGGAACUGAACCAAUAGACUGAAAAAACAAAAAAGGGAAUUAUUAAGAGUGGGCUGUGGUCUGGCUAUCUGAACAACUGUCUCCCAAUGCAGUAGUUGUUCAGUACACAAGGUUGGAUGUCUGUGUUGGAAUCAGAAUGAAGAAAGUUCUAAUACCAGCAAAGGAAUGCCUCCACAACAGCAGGAGAGAUGAACUUGCCAGCCAAAGUGAAGGCAAGCAGGCAAAAAGCAAAAGUUGGAACUGGAAGUUGUGGACAGAUUUAGGGCUUCCAGUAAUUAUCUGCAGGAUUCGCCAUGACCCCAGCUCUGAAGGAGGCAACAACAAAGGGUAUCUGCUUUUCAUCUUUGCCAAGUGCCAUGGAAUCUGACAAGAUGCUGUGUGUGGAAAGCCCAAGAACUGUAGAUGAAAAGCUUACAGCAGGAGACACUUUGUCUCAGAUGCUGGGAUUUCCGACCCCUGAACCUACUCUAAACACAAAUUUUGUGAAUUUAAAACAUUUUGCUUCCCCUCAGGCUUCCAAACAUUUUCAGACAGUUCUUUUAAUGAGUUCUAAUUCAACACUAAAUAAGUAUAAUGAGAAUUAUAACCAAAAGAAAGGAGUGGAGUCCAACUGCUGUAAGCUGAAAAAUGUACUGUGUAAUGGCAGCAGCAUUCAGCUCAGCAAGAUCUGCCAUUCUCAUUCCGAGAAGGAGUUCAUCAAAAAGGAGCUCUCAGAUACCACCAGCCAGUGCAUGAAAGACAUACAGAUCGUUUUGGACUCAAAUCUCACCAAAGACACUAAUGUAGACAAAAUACAUCUGCAAAACUGUAAGUGGUACCCAAAGAAUGCACUUUUGGACAAAUUCACUGAUACUAAGAUUAAAAAGGGUUUAUUGCAAUGCACUCAAAAGAAAAUUGGACCUAGUCACUCAGAUAUGCCUAUUAGCUCCUCAGCUGCUGAAAAGGAGGAGGAAGUGAAUGCUCGUUUGCUUCAUUGUGUGAGUAAACAGAAAAUUUUACUCAGCCAGGCUAGACGAACUCAGAAACACUUGCAGAUGCUCCUGGCGAAGCAUGUUGUUCAGCACUAUGGUCAACAGAUGAAAUUUUCUAUGAAGCACCAGCUGCCCACAAUGAAGCUCUUUCAUGAACCCACCACAGUUUUGGGCAAUAGUUUACUUGAACACUCUGAAAUUAAGCCAGAAGUCAACAUACUGGCUUCAGAGAAUAAGUUUUGGGAUGAUACAAACAAUGGCUUUGCUCAGUGCACAGCUGCAGAAAUCCAAAGAUUUGCCCUGUCUGCUACAGGGCUGUUGUCUCAUGUGGAAGUGGGUCUGGAUUCUGAUGCCACCGACAGCAGCUCAGAUGACGAGUUGGAUGAAUAUACCAUUAGAAAAAAUGUGGCAGUCAACUCUAGCACUGAAUGGAAGUGGCUUGUAGACAGAGCGCAAGUUGGCAGCCGAUGGACUUGGCUUCAAGCUCAGAUUUCAGAACUAGAAUACAAAAUCCAGCAACUAACAGAUAUUCACAGGCAUAUUCGUGCAUCCAAGGGGAUAGUGAUCUUAGAAGAAUGUCCGCUUCCAAAAGACAUUUUGAAAAAACAAAUACAGUUUUCCAAUCAAGCAGUUUCAUUAAACACUUCAGUGAAUUCGCAGGUUCCCCAAAGGGGUGAAGAGCCUUUGCCAGAGCAUGAUUUUGAGAUGUCACCGAGUAGCCCUACACUACUUCUUCGAAACAUAGAAAAACAGAGUGCACAGUUGACUGAGAUCAUUAACAGUUUGAUUGCUCCUCUCAACUUGUCUCCAACUUCAUCGCCCCUCUCCUCUAAAUCCUGUAGUCACAAAUGUCUGGCUAAUGGCAUUUCAAGGAGUGCUUCAGAGAAUUUAGAUGAGCUCUCUUCCUCCAGUAGCUGGUUACUUAAUCAGAAGCACAGUAAGAAAAGGAGAAAAGACAGGACAAGAUUGAAAUCUCCAUCCUUGGCUAUCAUGAGUACAGCUGCCCGAACAAGGCCCCUUCAGAGUUUCCAUAAAAGAAAACUCUACAGAUUGAGCCCCACUUUUUACUGGACUCCUCAGACUUUACCUUCAAAAGAAGCAUUUUUAAAUGCAACACAGAUACCUUACAUGGGAUCGCCUUUAAGUUGGGACAACUGGGAACAGAGUUCCAACUCCCAGCUAUUAAGAGAACAUGUUUCAAAACUAGAUUCCUCUUUUCAUCCUGUGCUGUCAUUGCCAUCAGAGAUGCCCCUUCAUCUUCAUUUUGAGACCUUAUUUAAGAAGACCGAUGUGAAGGGAGAGCUUGCUGAAAACCCAUUUGUAGGUGACUGUAUCAUAGCGCCACCACCUGUACAAGGGACUUCUCUGAAUCAGUGGAGAAAUGGAUAUUCACCUAUAUGUAAGCCUCAGAUAAGGUCACAGUCAUCUGCACAACUAUUACAGGGAAGAAAAAAGAGACACUUGAGUGAAACAGCAUUAGCAGGAGAAAGAACUAGAUUUGAAGAUUUUGCUUUUCAACGUACAGAACCAGGAUCCCAUUGCGAUUUUACUGCUGUCUCUAAUGCCAAUGUUACAUCAAGAACCCAAAAUUCAUCUUCACAAAAUACUGCACGAAGAAGGUUAAGAAGUGAGAGCUCGUAUGAUAUAGAUAACAUUGUGAUUCCCAUGUCAUUAGUAGCACCAGCUAAAUUAGAGAAACUCCAGUAUAAAGAAAUACUUACUCCACGCUGGAGGAUGGUUGUUCUUCAGCCUCUUGAUGAACAUAACUUAAGCAAAGAAGAGAUAGAAGAUCUUUCUGAUGAAGUCUUCUCCCUAAGACACAAAAAAUAUGAAGAGAGAGAGCAAGCUAGGUGGUCACUCUGGGAGCAAAGCAAGUGGCACAGAAGAAAUAACAGAGCUUACAGUAAGAAUGCGGAAGCUCAGGACCUGGUUCUGAAGGAAAACCCAGGUGAACUUAGCAGUGCUCAGCAGUGUGUUGCCGAGAGCCCCCUUGAGCUCCUAGCAGACAACACCAGUCUGUAUGCUCAGGACUCACUUUCUUUAAACGACAGUCAAGAAAUCAAGUCUUUGCGGUGGGAGCGACGAGCUUUUCCGCUGAAGGAUGAGGAUACAGCAGCCUUAUUAUGCCAAGAUGAAAGAAAGGAUCAGACUGAGGGGGCAAGCACAGCCUUCCACGAUGAAGUCUUCUGUAGCACUACACCAGAAAAUGGCCACCCUCCAAAAAUGCAGUUAGAUGGAAUGGAAGAGUAUAAAACCUUUGCUAUAGGAGUUACUAAUGUUAAAAGAAAUAGGUGACAGGGAACAUAUUAAGAAAACUAUGUAACUGUGAGGAAAAGAGGGGAAAAAGAAACCUAAACCCUCUUGUGGAUCUCCCACUUCCUCUGGUCACAAUUCAGAAAAGGAGGAUGUGUUGCCUGUGUCCAUCUUUAACUGUUCAUGAAACAGGCCAGAGAAGCUUCUUUUUCCUUCCUGAAUCACAGAAGUAGCUAGCUUUUCACCUACACAAAUGCUAGUAACUUGUGUUUGCCGAUAAUACAGAUCGAAAGCACUAAGAUAUUAACUGCUGCAAUUUGAUGACAAAUCACAUUAUGGGGUAACUGUUAAGGUAAAAGCCCCUCCCUGACAAUAUAGUUGGGUUUGCAUCAAGUGACAACUACUCUUUGUUUCUAUUCUCAUGGCAGUUCACUAAAAUUGCCUCAAUUUAUGAGAAUGUACUAGUGUGUAUACAGAACAUAUACAUACACACUUGCACACACGUAGUCUUAAAACUGCAUGUAUGAACUACUCUAUGCAAUGAAAGUUGACAUAAAUAUAUAGCACAGGUGUGGACUGAUAACAGAUAUCUGAAAGUUUUGACUAUGGAGAGGGAGUUGUUUUUUCUUUUAUUCUAAAAAUUGUUUAACCAAUAUAAGUUAUUUAUGAAAAUUCUUAUAUCAAAUAAUACAGUAUUCAUUUAUUUGAAAUCAUUGUUCUUUCUUGGACUAACCACAGACUUUCUGCUUACUCCUAAAAGAAUUAAGAGAAGCAACUUAAGAGUUUAAUAUAUUGAUACAUUUUGAAAACUAUCGUCUUUGAAAAUUCACCCUGAGUUUUACUUGCUUUAUGUACCUCUUUCCAGACAGCAAUUUAAAAUGUAAGACAGCAUACAAAUCAUAAUAUGGUUGUAAGUCUAGCUAAUGUAUAGCUAGAAGCUUCUAAUUUGGUUUCUUCUUGCCAUUGCUUAUUCAAAUACCUACUCUUAAUAGGCUCCUAGAUCAAGAAUUCAAGUUUUUCAAAGACUAAGACUUUAAUGUAGAAUGCAGAGGAGUAUACAUUAAAGAAAAUUCUUUUUGGAGCUAUAAUACCAUUUUUUUUUUCUAGAUGAAAGUUAAGGACAAUUUGUAUCAACCACUUUUUGUUAUGCAAAGAAAGUUUACUCAAUUUGUAGUUCCCAUAGUCCUGAAAAUCCUGGCUUAGUGUCUGUGGGUUACAUACUUAAGGUUUUGUUGAGGAUUAGAAAUUAAAUUGGUCCCUGCAAAAGGGGGGUGGGGGAACCAUUCAAAUUCAAUACUUACAAACUUUUGCUUAUAGUUUUACUGUACAUUUAUUUUUAAAGAAAAAGAUAACAAAAGCCAGAAAAAUACAAGUUGUCCCAGCAAAUAAAUUCAAAUCUUUGUCAUGAAUGAUAUUAUAAUCUUCUACAUAGUUUUUUAAUUAAAGUUAUUUCUAUA